Molecule: messenger RNA, 1592 nt
Organism: Ostrea edulis (European flat oyster)
Lineage: Eukaryota; Metazoa; Mollusca; Bivalvia; Ostreida; Ostreidae
Product: sushi, von Willebrand factor type A, EGF and pentraxin domain-containing protein 1-like
Exons: 6
Coding region: 150-1388 (412 amino acids)
Molecular function (GO): calcium ion binding
Source: RefSeq, a predicted model, not a curated record
CUAUUUGAAAUUCUGAUAAGAACCGGGGAAAAGACACAGUGUAACGCGCUAUAUAGGCAAGGUAAACCACAUCGUUUUCUUGUCAAAGUUAAAACUGAUGCACUACAUUUUAAUUUACUACUGAUCAUUUGUUGACAGAGACUUUUGCAAUGCUUCUCGCAAUUUUUAUGUUAUAUGUAUUGGGUUUCACUGAAUCUGGCCGUGCACCAACAUGGGAUUCAUGCGGCUGUCGUUGGUUGCCAUGGGGAAGUUGGUCUCAGUGUUCUGCGCUUUGUGGAGGGGGGCACAGAUACAGAAGUAGGAAGGUUUGGCUACAUGACACACCUGAAUGUAGCGAAUUUACAAAAUGUGCCAGCAAGGAUAUGGGACAGGAUUGGGACUAUUCUUGUAAUAGGAUUUGUUACCAUGGAUCAUACAGAAAUGGUGGAUGUCGUUGCUCAGUAGGAUGGCGUGGAAGUUGCUGCAACUACCAAGUAGCAUGUGGAAAUCCGGGUUCUAUCAGAAAUGGUCAUGUCACAGGAUCUGUAUAUACAUAUGACAGUAUUGUUGUUUAUCAUUGCAACCAGUACUAUAACUUAACCAGUGGGACUAGAACCAGAAAAUGUCAAGCUAAUAGUGUGUGGAGCGGACGGAAGCCUAGAUGUGCUUUUGUUAAUUCCUGUGCCAGUAAUCCAUGCCAAAACAAUGGGACGUGUAUUAACGGUCUGGAUCGAUACACCUGUCUCUGCACAAAAAGUUUUACUGGGAUGAACUGCGAAACAGAUAUUCAACCUCCAGUGAUGAGCGGUUGCCAUGAAAACAUGACAGUGUACUCUGCAGAACCGAUAACCUUCAUUAACUGGACAGAACCCACAUUUCAUGAUCCAGUUGGGAAACAUGUUAUGGUAUCAACGAAUUAUCCUCAAAAUAGUUGGAAGUUUCCAUGGGGGGAUUUCAUAGUUCAAUAUGAAGCACUAAAACCUUCUAACGGUUUGAGAACAAAUUGUGUAUUCGAUUUAAAAGUCCGACCUCAUCCUUGCGGAGAUCUUAAUAUACCUGGAAAUGGAGCCAAAGUUUGUAAUGGAUGGAAGAAAGAUUACGGCGAGUUGUGUUUGGUCUUCUGUGGACCGAGGUACAGCCUGGACGUGAGAUUCAGUCAUAGUCAGUGGUAUGUCUGUGGAGCAAGUGGAAAAUGGGUACCACGUGGACCAAUGCCUAAUUGUACAGGAAUGUUUACAACAAAGACAACAGACGAGAAAUUCAGAUUUACCAAUAGUUCUUCUCCAGAUCAAAUUACCAAAAUGCAAGAAACCUAUCUUGAAUCGCUAAAAUCAUCUGCGUAUAGUUAUUUUUGCACACAAUUUGAUGUGAUGUGUCGAAAAGAAAACGUUGACGUUUUUUGUGCAUAAAUCACACGCUUAUCUACUAUUACAAAAAUUGAAGAUAACCCGAGACCAAAGAGUAACACUUUAUAGAUAGUCUUCUCUUGAGUUCUGCUAUACACUGUUAUGUGUUUUAUAUGUAUUUGAGUGACUUUGGAAUUAGUAGUAUUUUGUAAAAUUAAUACAUUGGCUAAAUUCUCAUACAAAUUUUAAGAUUAAAAUAUCAAGCAG